Messenger RNA from Gracilinanus agilis (Agile Gracile Mouse Opossum), 1341 nucleotides. RefSeq names its product zinc finger protein 501-like. NCBI's taxonomy places the organism in Eukaryota, Metazoa, Chordata, Mammalia, Didelphimorphia, Didelphidae. Gene Ontology annotation, biological process: regulation of transcription by RNA polymerase II; central nervous system development. The record is from RefSeq and is a predicted model, not a curated record. Gene Ontology annotation, cellular component: nucleus. The coding region runs from base 1 to 1341 and encodes 446 amino acids. Gene Ontology annotation, molecular function: RNA polymerase II cis-regulatory region sequence-specific DNA binding; DNA-binding transcription factor activity, RNA polymerase II-specific. The transcript has 2 exons.
AUGGAAUCACAAGAUAGUCCCUACACCCCCAAGUUAAGAGAAACUCAGGAAUGUGAUGUUUGGUUAAAGAAACAACUGGUAAAUGAGGAGAGACAUUUGAGACAAGCCACAAUCACCCAUAAUGAAACUCCUAGAGAAGGAGAUCAUGAAUAUAGUCAAUAUGGGAGAAAAUAUAAUCUAAAGUCAACCCUUAUUACAAAACAGAAAGUUCCGAUAGAAAAAAUGCUACUUAAGUGUGAUAUACAUGGAAAGAACUUAAAACCAAAUUCAGAUAUAAUUAAACAUCAGGGACUUCAUACUGAAGAGAGACCCUACAAAUGUAAUGAUUGUGGAAAAGCUUUCAGUCGGAGUUCAUCCCUUAAUAAGCAUCAGAGGAUUCAUACUGGAGAAAAACCCUAUGAGUGCAAUGAAUGUGGGAAGGCCUUUCUUCAAAGCACACACUUUAUUCAACAUCAGAGAAUUCAUACUGGAGAAAAACCUUAUGGAUGUAAUGAAUGCGGGAAAUCCUUCAGCCAAAGCUCCUAUCUCAAUCAACACCAGAGAAUUCAUACUGGAGAGAAACCCUAUGAAUGUAAUGAUUGUGGAAAAACAUUCAGCCGGAGUGCCCACCUUACUCAACAUCAGAGAAUUCACACUGGAGAGAAACCGUUCAAAUGUGAUGAAUGUGGGAGAGCCUUCAGUCGCAACUCCUCCCUUUUUGAACAUCAGAAAAUUCAUACAGGAGAGAAACCCUAUGAGUGUAAUGAAUGUGGCAAGGCCUUCAGCCAGAGCACGCUUCUUACUCAACAUCAAAGAAUUCAUACUGAUGAUAAAUCCUAUAAAUGUAGUGAAUGUGGGAAAGCGUUUAGCCGGAGUUCAUGCCUUUCUAAACACCAGAGAAUCCACACUGGAGAGAAACCAUAUAAUUGUAAUGAAUGUGGGAAAGCUUUUAGUCAAAGCUCAUGCCUUUCCAAACAUCAGAGAAUUCAUACUGGAGAGAAACCCUAUGGAUGUGAUAUAUGUGGAAAAGCCUUUAGUCAGAGCACACACCUUACUGAACAUCAACUUAUUCAUACUGGAGAAAAACCUUAUGAAUGUAUUAAAUGUGGGAAGAUGUUUAGUCGUAAGUCAUCUCUUCUUGAACAUCAGUUUAUUCACACUGGGGAAAAACCUUAUGAGUGUGUUAAAUGUGGAAAAACAUUUAGUCGAAAAUCAUCCCUUAUUGAGCACCAGUUUAUUCACACUGGAGAGAAACCCUAUAAAUGUAAUGAAUGUGAGAAAACUUUUAGCCAGAGGUCAUGCCUUUCCAAACAUCAGAGAAGUCAUACCGAAGCCAAGCACUGUGAACUUAAUGAUUCGUGA